Cucumis sativus (cucumber) is the source of this 914-nucleotide messenger RNA. RefSeq lists its product as uncharacterized. Lineage: Eukaryota; Viridiplantae; Streptophyta; Magnoliopsida; Cucurbitales; Cucurbitaceae. The transcript is spliced from 2 exons. Bases 156 to 626 code for a protein of 156 amino acids. The record is from RefSeq and is a predicted model, not a curated record.
CGUUAAAUUUUGUAAUCACAAUUUCCAAAUUGGUGAUUCUCUUUUGCUCGGUCAACCGGAAGUUUUCUCUUGCUCCUCACUCCCAAAGCGGAACCUGGGAACCGAAUUCUAGGUUCUCAACAUUUUAUCCAGUUGUAUAGGAAGUGAAACCUUGAAUGGCACAAUCUGCAAGUUUAGUCCAUACUAGCCUCUUAAAUUAUGGAUUUACUCCUAAAAUGAAUCCUUCAUAUUGGAGAUAUGAUAUGGUUAAGUCACGACCUUCCCCUCCUCGUAGCUUUCGUGUCAAAGCUGUGCAAGAUACCGGAGGUCCUCGUAGGUUAGUUGAUAUCAUUAGACUCGUGCCUGAGCUCUCGAGAAAUUACUUUCGAAGUCCUUCAAGGAGGGCUCUUUUUGGAGGAAUCUCAUUGUUGGGUGGCUUUUAUGUGGCACAGACUAUCUCAUUGUCAUUUGGCGCUUUAGGAGUAAAUGAUGUUAUAGCUGCUGUGGUAUGCGUUCUCCUUACCGAGUAUGUUACUCGAUUUUAUUACAGUCGACCAAAGGUAACUUUCCCCAUUGCUCUACUGAACAACUUCAAAAUGGGAUUCACUUAUGGUCUUUUCAUUGAUGCUUUCAAACUUGCUAGUUAACAGCACGUGAUGAAACCAUUCUGGUGGUAGCUACAGCAUUUACAUUUGUAAAGUUCUUUGAGCAAUAAUUUUGGUUUUACUCUAUAUCUUUACAGCUUGUUCUAAUUCUUUUAUGAACUUUUUUCCCCUUCCCCUCUUUUUUCUUCUGUAUAUUUUCAACAUACGGUUUACAUUGAAGAAUUAAAUGUUCUAUUCACCCUCAAAUUGAAUAUAGUAACAUAUUUGAAUGUAAUUGAUGGGUUUUAAGAGUUUAAUGCAUCCCUGACAGUGGAGAAUUGUUUGAUUGAA